CUUUGUCUCAAAAAAAAAAAAAAAUUGAGCAGAAGCCAGAGAAGGGCAAGAUUAACCCUAGUGAGGAUAGAGAAGAGAGUCUCAUAUAUGGGGACUUAGGGAAAGUGUCACAAAGUAGAUGGCAGUGGAGCAGAAGGAAGGAUAGGUUGCCAGGAGGAGACAGGCAUUCCAGGCACAGGUGACAUCCUCUAAAAACUGGGAGGCCGGCAAAGCACCUGUGUGGGGAAGGAGGCCUGGAGGAUGAGACCAGGCACAACACCUCCAGGGUGCUUAGUAGGUACCAAGCACUGUCUCAAGUGCUUUUAUUCAUAGAAACUCAUCCAGCCCUUACAGCAGUCCUCUAAGGCUCCAGGGAGCAGUGUCAGGGCCAGGGAGACGAUGGUCUCCGUGACUAUGGCCACUUCCGAGUGGAUCCAGUUCUUCAAGGAAGCCGGCAUUCCUCCAGGACCUGCCGUCAAUUAUGCCGUGAUGUUUGUGGAUAAUAGGAUUCAGAAGAGCAUGCUGUUGGAUCUCAAUAAGGAGAUCAUGAAUGAGCUGGGCGUGACCGUGGUGGGCGACAUCAUCGCCAUUCUCAAGCAUGCCAAAGUGGUGCACCGUCAGGACAUGUGCAAAGCUGCCACUGAGUCAGUGCCCUGCAGCCCUAGCCCCCUUGCAGGCGAAAUUCGCCGUGGCACUAGUGCUGCCUCCCGAAUGAUCACCAACAGCCUGAACCAUGACUCCCCACCCAGCACACCCCCCAGGCGCCCGGACACCAGCACCUCCAAGAUCUCGGUCACUGUGUCCAACAAGAUGGCAGCAAAGAGUGCCAAGGCCACUGCAGCCCUGGCCCGCCGGGAGGAGGAGAGCCUGGCUGUUCCUGCCAAGCGGCGCCGGGUCACUGCUGAGAUGGAGGGGAAGUACGUCAUCAACAUGCCCAAAGGCACCACACCCCGCACCCGCAAGAUCCUGGAGCAGCAGCAGGCUGCAAAAGGUCUCCAUAGGACGUCUGUGUUUGACCGCCUCGGCGCUGAGACCAAGGCAGACACCACGACAGGGAGUAAACCCACAGGAGUCUUCAGCCGCCUGGGGGCCACCCCAGAAACAGAUGAGGAUCUGGCUUGGGACAGCGACAAUGACAGCAGCAGCUCUGUCUUGCAGUAUGCCGGGGUCCUGAAGAAGCUAGGGCGGGGCCCAGCCAAGGCCAGUCCCCAGCCAGCACUGACUGUCAAAGCCAAGGCCACAAGCUCAGCGACAACGGCCGCUGCCCCAACACUGCGGCGCCUGGCACUUUCCUCACGGUCGGGGCUUGAGAGGAAGCCGGAGUCCUUGUCUAAAGUCAGCAUCAUCAAGAGACUGGGCACAGCUGCCCUUGUGCCUGAGGCCCAGGACAGCCAGGUCACCAGCACCAAGAGUAAGUCCUCAGCCGAGGUCAAGGUCACCAUUAAGAGGACUCUGGUGGGGCCCCGGGGGAGCAGCUCCAGCGAGGGCCUUGGUGCCCAGAUGGACCACGCAGGCACUGUGAGCGUGUUCAAAAGACUGGGCCGCAGGACCUUCUAGCCCACCUGUGGGCGGGGUGCAGGCAGCAGAGCCUGCAGGCAUCUGCCCUGGCCGCCCCAGGCUCCUGGCUUCAUCACGCCUCCCACCAGCUCCUGGAUGACACAGCUUGUCUCCCUCGGGCUCUAGAGCUAGGCCCGAGCAUUCGGGGGAUCACCCCAUUUCUCCUAGCCUGGGAUGGUCGUCGCAGCUGGCCCGGCCCGCUCCAGGACUCCCCUUCUCUCAUGUCCUCUGUGUUUUCUUCUCUGGCUGUGGCCUUGGCAGUACCCACUUUUCUACCUCUCCCAAGUGCCAGGGGGCCUCUUCCUCUCCUACAUUCCCCUUCCUCCCCUGAGCAGGGUCUGCUGCCUCAGACCCCAGCUCAUCAGCCUCCCUGUCCCCCUCAACUGAGUGGGUGUCACCUGGUGGGCCUCCCUUCGCCCACUCCCCACUGACCUCCCUCACUCCUCUGCGCCUCCCCCAACUGCUGUGACUUCUCUCUCUCCCUGUCUUCACUUUGUUCAUUUCUCUUCUGUUUUCUGUCCCCGUGGCAAGGCCCGACUGUCCGCUGCGUCCUGCCCGACCCUCCUGUACCUCCGGCCUCCCAGCGGCCCCCUCGUCGGCGGUGGCGUCGAGCCUGUUGAGACUGUUAGCCGCCCUCCACUCCCAGGCUGGAGGGACCUCUCCAGACCCUGGGCUGCGGCCGAGGCACAUCCGUUUUCCUGCCCUGGGCGUCUUUGUCUCUGAAAGUCUAUGGCGGGUGGUGGGCAAGGGGCACUGGGAAGGGAGGCCAGUGCCUACAGUGAAGACAGCUGCUGUUUUAAUAUAUUUUUGUGACUUUCAAA
Molecule: messenger RNA, 2357 nt
Organism: Nomascus leucogenys (northern white-cheeked gibbon)
Lineage: Eukaryota; Metazoa; Chordata; Mammalia; Primates; Hylobatidae
Gene: C17H19orf47
Product: chromosome 17 C19orf47 homolog
Exons: 9
Coding region: 379-1536 (385 amino acids)
Cellular component (GO): nucleus
Source: RefSeq, a predicted model, not a curated record